This is a messenger RNA of Asterias rubens (European starfish), 3006 nucleotides long. RefSeq lists its product as uncharacterized. NCBI's taxonomy places the organism in Eukaryota, Metazoa, Echinodermata, Asteroidea, Forcipulatida, Asteriidae. Bases 127 to 2790 code for a protein of 887 amino acids. The record is from RefSeq and is a predicted model, not a curated record. The transcript is spliced from 8 exons.
UUCAUGGUCUGGGAAUUUUGAAAACGACAAAAACAACAACACACAACACUUCGAGACUUUUAAAAAUGAAUGUUUUCUCGUUUUGAUGAUCCCCGUCUAAAGAUUCGCGUAUAAAGAGAAAACAACAUGUCCAACUUGAGUGAUUCAGUGUUUUCGAGGAGCCCGUUAUCUGUCAUAACAAAUAAGAACAUUACCGACGUUGCAAUCAAGCCGAACAUACCGAACAGGAAUGGAGAUCACAAAAACAUCGAACUUCGUGCGAACAUCUGCCAGGAAAAUGAGAAACCUUUCGGUCAUACAGACGGUGAAGAAGAAGAUGAUGAGGAGGUUUUCUUCGGUAUCGUCACAACCAAAGAGAAAUCCAAGAUGGUCAAGCUUCGGCGCAAAACACAACUCUUCGUUUCUAACUUCCGAGACAUGCUGUCAGAGGGUUCGGAUGAGAGUAUCGGAUCCUCUACUGGAUCAGAAGAGCGGUCUCCGACAUCUCGGUCAACUUGUCAAGGAAUCUCAUCGUCUCUCAAUGCACAAGCCAACAACCCAGCAAACCACCCAGCCAAUCACGCCGCCCUGAAGAUCCAGAGAUGGUUCCGUCACUCGCGUCAAGAGCGAGUGUUUAAAGAGGCCAUGAGUGAGAUUCAAAUACUGGAUGACAGAACAGAUGAUAUCUUGCAGAAAAUCCGCAAAGAAGAAGAGAGAAUAAGAGUCUGCAACACGCCCACAGACAGCCCUGCUGGACACUCAGGAGCAAAAAGGUUUGAUGCUAGAGGGAGUCCAGCCCUGGUCAUAAUUCCUAUCCACACACCUUCCCUCGUUGAAACAUCACCCCAACAAGCUCUCCAGGACACUCCAUCACUCGGUCCAAGUCAGCUCCAGUUUGGUUCCCCCACCCGGGACGGCACGAGAGACACUGAUAUUGUCUUUGAUGCCACAGAAGAAGACACCAAUGUGGUGUCUGUAGCUAGACCUGGAUUUGCAUCCGUUGAAGACGCCACGCUUACUCCGAUUCUAUUCAACAAGUCAACCCUGAGGGCGUUCUCCACUGCUGAAAUAACGCACACAAGUCCACAGUUUAUUUAUAAAACAACUUCAGCACAAAGAGUCCACGCUCAUACUCCGUCUAUGUUAGAUCAAACAAAUCUAAGCAAAAUCGAUUCAACCGGCACGACAAGUCUAAAUUCUUCUCUGAGUUUUGUCCAGUCGGGUUCCAGUUUAUACAAGACGUCAACAGUUUCUAGUAUGAGUGUUCCAUACCAGGCUCGUACAAGAGUAGUGGCAGCGUUUGGAGGCAGCCCAAUCCCUUCAAAACCUUACUCCCUUAGUUAUACCCCAUUAACCCCUCACUGCACUACAAUCAACAGUUUCGGCGAUGCCGGCAAAUUGACAUUAUCAACCAAGAGAACCCAAAGCAGUCAUUUACCACAUUUCAACCUGACAGGUACCCCAUCUCCUUUUGCUUCAGCCUACCAUCAGGGAAUACAGAGUCCUACUGUGUUCUCAAGCCCCAGACUGUUUCCAUUGACCGUACAGGCUGUGCAGUCCAUGCAGCCUCUUCCAUCAGCCGUUCUCUUCUCCCCUCACAAGAUCCCUCAGCAAAACUCUCUAAAAUCGGAAAGCUGCCACGGACAUCAAGAGGAACUUGUAGGAACACCGAAGAGGUCAUUCCUUAAAGAUGAUGGCUUAGUCUCAGACGUAGUCUCACCUGGUUUGGAUGUAAAUAAUUCCUUUGGGCCAGAGCCUGGUUCUUGUCCUCAUCCCAGCGGUGCGUCAAACACCCUCUCCAGAAUCACACAGAAAUUACCGAUGUCACCAAACGUAAGUGUGAGAAAGUUUGCCCAAAAGAUUGCCAUCAUUACACCUCGGUCAAAAGAGAAACCUAGGGAUGAGCGUUUAGAGACGACGCCAGGGAAGGAUCUGACUCUCCAGAAUGCAUCACAGCAGCCUGUCAGCAAUCAGUUUUUCCCGUCUCCGGUUGUCAUGGUUAGAGAUUUACCGACCAUGAUUGCAUCAUCACCUAGACCAAACCGAGCACCAGCUUCAGAGAACUCCGAGAGUGACGACUUUUUGAGAGGACCACAUGAUGGUGUGCCAUCACCGGUUGUGGCCCCCAGAAGUAAUGACACCUGUCUCAGCCGAGCAAAAACUUCGGAGAACUCUGAGAGAGACAGCCCCUUGAGAGCACCACAUGGAGGUGUGACAUCACCGGCAGUGGGCCCCAGAAGUAAUGACACGGGACGACGCAAGCUGGAGCUACUGCUGCAGAAGAAAGCAGAGUUGGCCAGAAUACGAGCGCAGAAGGCUGAAAUCCAACAGAGACUUGCAAGAGAGAAUGAGUUGUGUUUUACAAUGAAGCAAGAGAUUCAAGGAGCAUUACGGAGUAACACAUUACAGACCAACAUUCCUAUCCAUCUGUUGAGCAUCGGUUGCCAAGGCAUGUCAUCACUAACCCUGACAGAGCAGGAGUUGGACGUUGUGACUCGUUUACAUACCAUCAGGAAUAGCAAUAAGGAAGAUAUAUCCAGCAUCCCUCCCCCUGUGGCAUCAGUAGCAUCUAAUAAAGGAUCUCUCCACUUGCGAUGGCACUCAAGUCUGGUAACCGAGGUUCAUCAGUUGUCAAGUCCAAGUCUGCCUCGUAGAGUCGCCAAACCAAUCCUUGCCAAGCCUGUCAGCAAAGCAAGACGAGUGGCAGUACUGAAGACAGAGAGCCCUGCUCAGAGAUUACGAACAAGACAAGUUGGUUCACCAAAAUCAUCCAGCCUGACACGAACCCCAAGAGAAAAAUUGGCAUUCUAAAGAAACAAUUACACAAAAUAAUAGACAUUUGUGGUGUUGUGCUUGUACAACAAUAACAUGAUGAUAAGUCCUCUAAAUUUCAUCUUCCUUCAAAUUCAACUGUUGGAUUUAUUGUGUACGUUUGUGACUAAUGAAUCGCUGAAUGUAAAGGUUGUUAAAGCCAAAUCACACUGCAGCGAUAAAUGAUAAAGAAAACGGCGCAAAGAGAACGCAUGG